AUGGAAUCUACAUUUAAAAAACCCAAUGAAGAAGGAAAGGAGGUCGAAGAAGGGAGGAAGACUCGGUCUACUAGUAGACCGAGUCUAGCUGAAGAUUUGGUGGCGAGGUCGCCUCGGGUGGUGCUUGAGCGCAUCGCCUCGCCCCAGGAGACGGAGUGUCACUCACGUGACAGCUCCUCAGGAAGGUCGGACCGAAAGCGUCCCAGACGGGAUGCUUCGGACGACAGGAUGUCCGUGGGGGCGUACGCCGCUUCGGACUGUGACAGCGAGGUGUCCAUAGCCUCGUCGACACGGUCCCGCGGCUGCGUCACCCACGGGCGAUAUGUCGGCCUGCACAGGCAGAGAGAAGAGUAUCGGCGGCUCGCCGUGGAGUCAGCGUUGCCGUCCGAUACGCUUAAAGAAAAGGAGGCCGAAGAAAAACUGAAGAGGGAUGAGAGGGCGGCGGUCCGGGAUCUGCUGAGUUCUGGACUCCAGCCGCUUGACCCCUCUUCAGCAAAGGCCAAAAUUGAGGACAGCCUGAUGGCGAUCUUGGAGGUGGCGCGCACCUCCAAGAAUAUAAAGGGCUGCCUCAUAAAACGGCUCAAAGAUGCGGUGGAAGAUAUUCAGGGCGGAAUCCGUGCCCUGACAGGUCCCACCGCAGAAAAACUAAUGGCCGAGAAUGCUCGCCUCAGCAGGGAGGUCAAGGAGCUCCGGGACCAAGUUAAGUCUGUCCAGAUUCAGACAGCCCCGGCAGCCCUCGACUUUGAGGCGAUGCAGCGCGCCAUCAUGGUGUCCGUAGGGACCAUGAUGGACGCCAAACUCGCUGGGAUGUCGAGUCGACUCCCGCCAGAGCCAGUUCUGCGUCCGCCUCUAGCGGCGGACAGGAGACGAGCGGAGGCGGAGGCGUCGGGCCGUGGCCCCAAACCCGCCUACAACCAGGUGCUGAAGGCAGCCCCGGCCCCAAAGCCGGCGCCGAAAACAGCACCUAGGUCGGCGCCGAAACCGGUGCCGAAGCCGGCGCCGAGACUGGCGCCGAAGCCGACCCCAACGCCGGAUCCUAAACCGGCGAAGGGGAAGGCUAAGACGGUCGCGCAACCGGCGCCGGCUCUGGUCCCGGCGCCGGAAGAGGCGCCGGUUGCGAGCACAUCCGAGGCCGUGGACGAAGGGUGGACCACGGUCUCCAAGAAAAAGAAACCGCCGAAGCCGAAGGCGCCGGAGCGCCCCAAGGCUCAGCCCGAGAGGAGGAAGGAAGCCCCUCCUCAAAAGAAGAAGGGGGGCCCGAAGGCUGUCUCUGGAAAACAGCGGCGCAAGCGUGCGCAGCGCCAGAGACGCCUCGCUCGCACCGCCGCUGUGGUGUUAACCAUAACACCAGAGGCGGAGAAGGACGGCCUCACCUACGCCACGGUGCUCACCAAGGCGAGGGCUGGGGUCGACCUAAAUGCGAUGGGGAUCGACAUGGCGGUUGAUCCCAUCCGCAUUCGGAAGGCGCAGACCGGGGCUCGGGUGCUGGAGCUCCCAAAGAAUGUCGGUCAGGAGGCGGCUGAUGAGAUGGCCAAGAAACUGCAGCACCAGACCCGUCAGGUGUGCGGAGCUCCGGGUGUCAAACCUGGAUGA
This is a messenger RNA of Trichoplusia ni (cabbage looper), 1593 nucleotides long. Its product is annotated as transcriptional regulatory protein AlgP-like. The record is from RefSeq and is a predicted model, not a curated record. Lineage: Eukaryota; Metazoa; Arthropoda; Insecta; Lepidoptera; Noctuidae. Bases 1 to 1593 code for a protein of 530 amino acids. The transcript has a single exon.